Schistosoma curassoni is the source of this 2211-nucleotide messenger RNA. The record is from the annotation of a GenBank genome assembly. NCBI's taxonomy places the organism in Eukaryota, Metazoa, Platyhelminthes, Trematoda, Strigeidida, Schistosomatidae.
AUGAUAUUUGAGAAACUUCAAAUUAUUGAACAAUUGAACUUAUUGAUUAUUGAGAGAUUGAACCGAUUGAACAUUGAACAAUUGAACAUUGAACAAUUGAAUUCAUUGAAUAUCACAUUAUUUAAUUUAAUUCUUUUCAUGUUUUGUAUAAAAUUUAAAAUAAACCAUCAUAAAUUAUCAUUAAAUGAAAUUGAUAAAAAUGAAAAAUUGAAUUUUAAAAAAAAAUUAAAAAAAUUAUUACAUCAUCAUAAAUUCUUACGUUAUACUAUAGAAGAAGAUCAAUUUCGUGAUGAACAUUUAAUAGAAAUUGAUUCAAAUUCAAAAUGUAUUAAAUCAAAUGAAUCCAUUGCAAAUCAUAAUCAUUCUAUUCUAUCACAACAAUUAACCUUAUUACAUCAUAAUCAAUUAUCGAAUUCAUUGAAUAAUAAUAAUAAUAAUAAUAAUAAUAAUAACAGUUUACCAAUUAAAUUAUCCAAUAAUUUAGAUCUAAAUCAAUCCAAUGAAAAACACCACCAUCACAAUCACCACCACUACCAACAACAACAACAACCAUCAUUACCAUUUACUGUAUGGUUCAUCAAAGUUGCAAAGAAGUUUCUUCAUUGGAAAAAUACUUUCAUUCAUAUUAAUCUAUUAAAACAAUCUAAUUAUUCACAUAUUAUAAAUGAUAACCCUAUUGAAGACUAUCAGAAUACAAUCCAUUUGAAUAGAAUUGAAAAUGAUAAUUUAAACAAAAUAACAAUUCAGAAAAAGCUAAAUGAUAAAGGAACUUUUGGAUUAAAUAUACAACAUAUUAAACAAAAAGCUAAUAGUUUAAAAGAACAAGGUAGAAAAGCUAAAGUCUAUCAUGGUUAUCCUAUUUGGACGGAUACUAAAAGUGUUAUACAACAAUUUUCAAACAGAAUAUCAUCAAAUUCCACUACUCAUUAUCAUUUAUCACCAUAUAGACAAUGUGAUUCGCAAAGUGAUUUAUUUGAUCCAAUUUAUUCAGCAAUUCAAUAUCCUUUGAAAGAUACAUUACAAUCAACACAUUCAUCAUUAUGGGAUCAUUCAUCAGUGUCAGUUCAUCAACCAUAUGCGAAAGAUCGUCUUCUAGUUAGAAAUAUUUGGACAAGUCAGGAUUCAGUUGUCUCCGAUGCACAUGUCUAUUGUGAGUUAAUUGAAUUGAAACCCAAUAAAACUCACUAUCCAACUAACAAGAAAUUGGAUUCUAGACCAUUUUAUAAAGAUUAUUCGUCUUGUAGUUUACGUUCAUAUGAAAAUCAAUGUUUUCAAGAUGUUAUCUCAGAUAAAUGUUCAAAUGAACAACCGCCAAAAUUACCACAUCGAAAUUAUGGAGAAAGUACUUUGAAUAUGGUUGCUAAUUUACGUUUAUGGGCAACAAGAAAUAAACAAAAAUUUUUAAAAAAUUUACGUAAAAUUAAUAAAUUACAUAAACAUGUUUAUUCUAUGUCAGAUAUGACAUGGAGAUUAAAUAAGAAACGAAAUAUUUAUGAUUCACCUUUAUAUAAAACAAAAAAUUAUACAGAACACUCAUCAUUAAGAACAUCAUAUCGGUAUCAUAAACACAAUAAUUUGGGGAGUAGAAAUUCUGUAGAAAAACCUAAAGAUUACGAUGAAUUAACUAACCGAAAUACAAGAUCAAUUUUUUCUGAAACUGAUAUCGUUUCACUGGAGAAUCUUAAUUCACUUAAUAUUUGGGGUUCACAACAACGGAAGGAUCCGAUAAUUUCAGCUUGCCAUUCUAAUGAAGCUUUUUCUUUGGAAGCAAAUAUACAAUUAACAAAACAGUCGACCAACUUCAAUGAUAGAUGCAGUAAUCUUAGACAUAUCGAUAGUGAAUUUGAUAUUACAGAAUUAUCCCCCAUUUAUAGAAGAAACAAAUCUCCAAGAAGUAAACAAUUAAAAAUGAAUCAUUCAUUAUAUCCAUAUUUGACAUCCACAUCAUUCACACCAUUAUAUCAUAUUUACAUUCCAAAUCAACGUAGACAAUCUAAAGAGAAUUUCCAUUCAUAUACAAGUGAUGUUCGUUCGCAAUGUAAUAAAGUGAAUGAUCAAAAUAAUACAAUUCAUUCUUAUCUAUCUAAUCUAAUGUUAUCUGAAGAAAUUCCCUGUUGCACUUCUUCUCCUCCUCCUCCCACUCCUUAUUUAUGUAUGCCACCAUUAAUGGAACGUUCUAUGGAAGAUGAUGAAUAUCAUUUAUGCAAAUGA